UGUAACAUGAUCCCAUGUACUGGAGCUGUGAUGGAAGUCCAUUAUUACUGCUAGCCGUUCUUAGAGUUGCUCAAACUGAGAACUGAGAAGCCUUUUGUACAUGAUCCUCGCUCUUUGACAAUUUCUGUGGCUUUGUAGUUCCAUAAUUACUGCCCCUGAUGGCACAGUGCCCCAAAAAUGAAUACUUUGAUAAUUUGCUGCUCUCUUGUACUCCUUGUCACCUCCGGUGUUCCAGUGCACCACCGCCCUCCUGUGAAAGCUACUGUGAGAAGAGUACCGAUUCAAGUGGAAUUCUUUGGAUUUGUUUGGGCAUAGGGUUGAUUUUAAUAUUCACUCUGUUUACCUUAAUGGUCUUGUUUAAAUGGAAGCACCUAAAACAACUGAAAGAAAAACUGGAAAACACAGACUCCUCUGUGGAGCCGAAUAAUAUUCUCAAGGCUAAUACUGAAAGCAGUGUGAAUAGAGAAGAAAUGAGACACACACUUCCAAGUGAAACAUUAAUGUAUUCAGUGGAAGAAUGCACUUGCAGUGACUGUGGCUUGGUGAAACCUCAGACUGGCUGUGAAACUUCAUUUCCAUUACCAGCUACUGAAGAACGAGCUACUGUUCUAGUUACCACCAAAUCUUUUGAUUGUUACAACUAUGUUCUGGGUGUUGGAUGACUGGGAGGGAAGUGUAUUUGUACUGAGUAAUAAUAAAUGAGUUAUUCCAGUAUAGCUGUAAACCUUAAUACUUGCAGUCAGUGGAGAAGGUAGUACAUCAUCCUUGGGGGUCUCCCAUUGUACUUGCAUUAAUAUUGUCAUUAUUUCUAAUUCUAGUAUUUCAUUAGUCAAGUAUUUCUACAGUAUUCUCAGGCACUCAACUAGUUCUUGGAAUUUUUAAUUUCAGAAAGUCCUUACACAGGCCAGCUUUUUCUGCCUUUAGAGAUUGUACCUACUUACAGCAAAUACAGACAAAAUAAACAAGUUUGCAAAUAUAUAUGUUCAUGUUAGACUCAGAUCUUGUGCCAAAAAUUACUUGAUGGUACACAAGGACUGUUCCAAGAGGCAGAAAUGAAGACCUACAAUACAUCCCCA
This is a messenger RNA of Motacilla alba alba, 1076 nucleotides long. RefSeq names its product TNF receptor superfamily member 17 (gene TNFRSF17). The transcript has 3 exons. Lineage: Eukaryota; Metazoa; Chordata; Aves; Passeriformes; Motacillidae. The record is from RefSeq and is a predicted model, not a curated record. Gene Ontology annotation, molecular function: signaling receptor activity. Gene Ontology annotation, biological process: tumor necrosis factor-mediated signaling pathway. The coding region runs from base 159 to 662 and encodes 167 amino acids.